AUGACUCCGUCUGCCAGCCUGCUGCUGCUGCUCCUGCUUGGCCUCUCUCAGGCUCUUCCUCUUCAGGAGGAAGGAAGCGCAGAAGAAGAAGAAACAAUCCCAGACGGCGUGGACAUCACCACCAGGAUUCUGACCUCCAACAACGGCACAGACGAGAUCCUGCUGGAAGGAGACCUGCUGGCUCCCAGAACCAGAAACGCCAUGAUGUGCUGGUCCCAGAGCUGCCUGUGGAGGAAAGCCUCCACCGGCCUGGUGAUGAUCCCCUUCACCGUGAACAGCCAGUUCACCAGCGGGGAAAGGCAGAAGAUCGACUACGCCAUGAAGGAGUUCCACAGCAGAACCUGCCUCCGCUUCGUCCCCCGUAAGAACGAGUACGACUACAUCAGCAUCGAGAACGAAGCGGGAUGUUUCUCCAAUCUGGGCAGAACGGGAGGCAGACAGGUGCUGUCUCUCAACAGGCAGGGCUGCCUCUACCACGGCAUCAUCCAGCACGAGAUCAACCACGCUCUGGGCUUCCAGCACGAGCAGUCCAGGAGCGACCGCGACAACUACGUCCGGAUCAACUGGGAGAACAUCGACCCACAGAGGGCCGGCAACUUCCACAAGGCGUCCACCAACAACCUGAACACUCCCUACGACUACUCCUCCAUCAUGCACUAUGGAAAAACAGCCUUCUCCAUCCAGUACGGCAAGGACUCCAUCACCCCCAUCCCCGACUCCAACGUCCAGAUCGGCCAGAGGCAGGGCAUGUCCUACUGGGACAUCAUGAGGAUCAACCUGCUGUACGGCUGCAAAUAAACGCUGAAGCUAAACGCAGAAAAUGAUAAAGAAUCAGAUUUUUCACUGUUUAGUUUUUAAUGUUCAGAAAACUGAAUAUGUAACCUGCAUGCCAAAAUGAUCAGCAAUAAAAAAUCUAUGCAAAAUAAACACUGUGAAGUCAUUUCUGUCUUUGUGCUGCUUGAAAACUUCAGACAAAAGAUAAAAAAGUAAUGUUUGCAAAGAGGAAAUGACAUCUUUAGAAUCAGACAUAUUGUGGCUUUAGAUACAGACAAAACAACAUCAUUCAGUAAUACCUUUGUUGUACUUCUGGACGGCAGACAGUCUGAGUGGGAAAACAAAUGACGACCAGAUUGUAGCUUUGUCCGUUGAAACCAAAAUUGACUUAAACAGAAAA
This is a messenger RNA of Labrus mixtus (cuckoo wrasse), 1174 nucleotides long. Its product is annotated as high choriolytic enzyme 1-like. Gene Ontology annotation, molecular function: metalloendopeptidase activity; zinc ion binding. NCBI's taxonomy places the organism in Eukaryota, Metazoa, Chordata, Actinopteri, Labriformes, Labridae. Gene Ontology annotation, biological process: proteolysis. The transcript has a single exon. The record is from RefSeq and is a predicted model, not a curated record. The coding region runs from base 1 to 798 and encodes 265 amino acids.